AUGCCGCUAACGAAACGCUUCUCGUGUGGCUCUUCGAGCCACAUAAGCCCUAGUGUUACGAUGAUGGAUUACUCAUGUCAACCCGACAAACCCUCUUCAUGCUUCGUAAUAACAAUUCAAAGAAAAGAAAACGAGCGGGAAUCUCAAAAUAGCACGCUCAAACUUUCGCGAUUCGCAUCGUACAUACGAGUCGUAUAUAUGCAGGUCAGCUUUGCAGAGAAGAGUUUAGCCGGCAGGUACAAAGACGAGGACGAGGGCGAGGACGAGGGUAGGGCUGAAGAAGAUCUCCAAGUACAUAUCGACCAGUUCCCUUCGAGGUACAUACAUAUACUCAUGCUUGUCAGCCGCAACUUCGGCGCGCGCAGUUGGACAUGUGACUCCAGUCGUCAUGGUUAUGUAGAUAGAACUACCGUCGGGAAAGCACAACGGCAACAAACAUCAUCGCAUUAUUAUUUACAAGCGACGCAACGAUCGUCGAUAUAUGGCAGUGGCAGUGGCAAUGGCAUCAAAGUUCCUAAGUACCUCCGUACACAUACCCCAACCACCCUUGAUCCCAGCACACCGAUCGAUCAGCAGUUCGCACAACAAAAAAGGCGGGAAGGAUGGAAAGGAAGGUGUGCAGCGUGGCUAUCCGCGGUACAGCAAGCACUAAUAACGAAACUACUGGACUCAAAUCUGACUCAUGUAGAAGAGCGGGCACAAAUGGGAGAUGUUGAGAUUGACUGGUUUGGUGGGCGUCUCGGCGCUUGGAGACUUCUUCAUAUCACGGCGCUUGAGUGCGCGUUGUCACUAUCACAUACACCCUCAGCCAUAACAUGUUUUAGUAUUCCAUAUAUCUAA
Messenger RNA from Pseudocercospora fijiensis CIRAD86, 840 nucleotides. RefSeq lists its product as uncharacterized. NCBI's taxonomy places the organism in Eukaryota, Fungi, Ascomycota, Dothideomycetes, Mycosphaerellales, Mycosphaerellaceae. The transcript has 6 exons. Bases 1 to 840 code for a protein of 279 amino acids. The record is from RefSeq and is a predicted model, not a curated record.